Messenger RNA from Guillardia theta CCMP2712, 675 nucleotides. RefSeq lists its product as hypothetical. The transcript has 2 exons. The record is from RefSeq and is a predicted model, not a curated record. Bases 1 to 675 code for a protein of 224 amino acids. NCBI's taxonomy places the organism in Eukaryota, Cryptophyceae, Pyrenomonadales, Geminigeraceae.
AUGUCGUCGCAGAAGCAGCCUCUGACAUUGUGCCGGAAGAGCAUCAAAGAGUUAUUAGAGGAGAAUGAUGACGCCUUGCCCAAUCAGCCGUUGAAACCGAAGAACUGCAGCCCCGAGCAUGAGUUCGAACUCAACAGGGGGCUAGCUGUGGACACUUUGCUCAGCGAUUACCCUUACCUCCUGGAAAGAGCCCCAGAUUUCUCCAUCUUCCGCAAAGACAUUAUUCUCACAGACGCUCAGGGCUUCAGCAUCUCAGGGCUUCAGGCUUAUCAGCUGUUCUUCGGGAUCCUCAGGAGGCUUGCGUUUGUGCUGCAUUCACAAGCUGUCGUUUACGUCAUGCUCAUGGACAAGUACGCUACCGACAAGAGCAAGAUUCGUCUGAGGUGGAAGAUCGAACUCAAUGGAAGGUCGCAUGCAACUACGAGCAGAGACCGUGAGGCCAUGCUGCGCAACCUCGGGUUUGAGCAGGAGCUGGGAUGUCGGUUUGCUUCGUCCGAGGACAGCGCGUUUGUGCUUGAAGGGAUUUCUGUAUACAAGCUUGAUACCAAGGGAAUGAUCAACUCUCAUACCAUCGAGAUCACAGAGCCGACAGUCAUGGCACCGCUGGCGGCAUUGCAGCGUCUGAUCCCAAGUUCGUUGCCGGCGUCGUUUGUUCCAGAUAUCAUUCCGUCAUGA